Molecule: messenger RNA, 3306 nt
Organism: Salvia hispanica
Lineage: Eukaryota; Viridiplantae; Streptophyta; Magnoliopsida; Lamiales; Lamiaceae
Product: putative disease resistance protein At1g50180
Biological process (GO): defense response to other organism
Molecular function (GO): ADP binding
Source: RefSeq, a predicted model, not a curated record
CUAAUCGGACGUUAUGCGGCAAUAAUUGUAGCAUCUGUUAAUUAAAUAUACAUAUCUCGUAAAAUAUGUUUUUGCUUUGCAUGCUACUUUUAAUAUCUCUUGCUUAACUUGUUUGAUUCCUUGUUUCUUGAAAGAAUCAAAGUAGGUUGGAAUAGUUGAGAUGGCAGAGGCAAUCGUGUCCGUGGCUCUAGAAACCAUCUAUGAUUUGACAUUGGAAGAGGCGAGGUUUUUAGCUGGUGUGGGCAAUCAAGUGAAGGAGCUGGAGCGGCAGCUGAAAGAGAUCAAGUGUUUCCUCGAAGACGCAGACAGAAGACGCCAUGAAAGCAGAACUGUCUCCAACUGGAUCUCCGAGAUCAGAGAUCUUGCCUUUCAAUCCCAAUCCGCCAUCGAAAGACACGCAGCUUAUCAAACCACCACUAGAACUGGCCUCGCACAGUGUGUCCGCAAAUAUUCCUGCAUUUUGGUACAUCUCCACCGAUCAGGUUCCGAGAUUUCACAAAUUACAUCAAAUCUGGACAGGAUAAGGCAGGCUAUGCAGCAAGCCGGCGUAGCAAGUAGCAUAAUCAGCAAUCCAAAUAACGGGGAGGGUGGAAGAAGCUCCAUGUCAAGGAGGCAGCAGAGUUUCCCCGAUUACGAGAUGGGAGAUUGCUUCAUAGGCAUGGAGGAUGAGGUGGAGGAGCUUGUUCGUCGCCUAGGGAGGGACACAGAGGCCCGGGUUAUUUCCGUGUGGGGGAUGGGAGGCUCAGGCAAGACCGCCAUUGCUAAGAAGCUCUACCACGAGACAGCCGGCUUUGAUCUCACCGCGUGGGUUUGCAUUACUCAGCGAUGCGACCGUCGUUCAGUCUGGGAGGACGUUCUCAGGCAGCUGCUGGUUAAGAAAAGUGAGGACAAUAUUGACACGCGAAAAAGCAGCGACUCAGAGUUGAUUGAGCGACUGCGCGAGAUACAAAGGGAGAAGCGAUGCCUCAUUGUUAUGGAUGAUCUUUGGCAACUUUCUCAUUGGGAUGAGUUGAAGCAACCGUUCAUUAUCCGAGAUUUGGAGACAAAAAUCUUGGUGACUACACGGGAGGAGAGCGUUGCAGAGAUCGGAUUGGCACUCCAACAUGGCCUUUUACAUGUGGACGAUGCCUUUCAACUGCUCAAGAAAAAAGCAUUUCCCCAAGGAAACAUUCCAGAUUUUGCAUUGCAAAAUAAUAGUACAAGAUUUGAGGAAAUUGGGAAGGAAAUGGUGCAGAAAUGUGGGUGUUUGCCACUGGUAAUUUCUUUACUCGGUGGGGUAUUGGGAAAGAAAAAUUCCAUGGCUGAAUGGGAAUCGGUAAAUAUGAACAUCAAAAAUGUGGUAUAUAGGGAUGGAAAAGAUCAGAUUGAGCAUGUGCUAAAUUUAAGCUAUGAAAGUCUGCCGUAUUAUCUGAAGCCGUGCUUUCUCUACAUGGGUAUACUCGAUGAGGAUGAAACCAUAUCUGUUGUGCGUCUAUACAGGAUGUGGAUAGCACAAGGCAUGAUUUCACACGAGAAUAUUGGGGACAUGGAUGAAACUUUAACGGACAUCGCUGAGCUCUACUUAAGUGAGUUGGUCUCCAGGUCCAUUGUUCAAGUUGAAAUUCAAGAUUAUUAUGAUGUAGCAAGUAGAGCUAGAAAAUAUAGGAGUACAUGCAAACUUCAUGACGUUGUGCGUGAACUAUGUCUGAAAUUGGGGAAGAGCGAGGAUUUCGGUCUGCAGAUUUUGGAGUAUCAAGGUGGUAGACUUAGUACCUUGCUACGCGAAGCUUCCUUGAAUAUGAAAAUACUACAUUUGGUUAUCCAUUUCCGAAGCCAAGUGGAGCACGAGCUUAGAGUCCCUCGUGGAGGAGGUACUAGCAAACAUAUAAGGUCUCUUCAAUUAUCAAAUCUCACAGAAUCCAAUGUUGUUGAGUUUCCUCAACAAAGCAUACUUGAUUUUCGGAAAUUCAAAUUGCUGAGAGAUCUAGUUAUCGUGAGAUUCAAAUUUGCAGGAGGAAAGUUACCGAGAGGUAUCACUGAUCUUGUUCACCUUAGAUGUUUGCGUCUAGAGGCGUGUGAACUCGAUAGCCUACCCCCAUCCAUUAGGAACUUUGUAUUCAUGGAUACACUGGAUUUAUCAGAUUCACUUAAUGUUGAAGUUCCAAAUGCUAUCAAUGAGUUGCUACGAUUGAAACACUUGAUUUUUCCUCCUUAUGGAGAUGAAACGGUUGGAAAUUAUCGAGUGAUAUUGGAUGAGGGAGUGGAUGGGUUGGAGACUCUAGCAUGCGUCGAUAGUAGAUAUCAUGAAUUAAAAUGUAUGGACAGAAUGAAGAAUCUCCAACGCUUUGUAGCAAAAGUACACGAUAACGAGAGCUUGUCAGCUAUCAUGAAUGCCAUUUUGAACUGGGACAAGCUUAUGCAUUGUUCUCUUCAUAUUGAAGCCAGUUGCGACCUAACAAGUGAGCUAAUGCUGAAGAUGGCUUUGACAUGUCCCAAUCUUGAUGAAAUGGUGAGUAGGCCUAAGUUAGGGAACGCGCUAGGAGAGUGCGGGAGUAGUAACUUGAUGGGCUCGAAACUAAGGUGUUUGGAUCUGGUGGGAUCUGAGAUUGAGGAUGAUCCAAUGGGGAUACUGGGGAAGCUUCCUUGCCUCAUAAGAUUGCGAUUUUAUUCGAAAUCAUUUAUUGGGGAGGAGAUGGUGUGUCCAGCAAACAGUUUUCUUCGCCUCAAGAAGCUAGCAUUAAUGGGUUUACCAAGGUUGAGCGAGUGGAGAGUGGAGACAGGAGCCAUGCCUCUUCUCUCUCAGUUAACACUCAUUCGGUGUAAUCGUCUAGAGAUGCUUCCAGAGGGACUAAGUGAAAUUUCUACGCUCAAGUCUCUUGUAAUCAAACGAAUGCCAGAAAUGGCAAGAAGGGUAUCACCAUCAGGAGAUGAUCUCCACAAAGUCCGUCAUGUCCCUUCAAUUAUUAUCUACAAGUAGUCUUCACACAGAUUGAUCAUUGGUUCUUUUGAGAAUAACAAAUUAUCACUACCACUUAUGGUGCUUAAAGGAACCCUUAUCUAAAGGGUACAUUCCUGGGUAAGGAUUUAACGAAGCUCAACUCAUUGUAAGAAGGUAUCUCUGUUUAUUUUUAUUUUUCUAGUGUUUCUGGUUGAAUUCCUUCCCUUUCCAACUUCAUUCUUGUCGUCGUUGCAUUUCUUGAGUGUUCUUCAUAGUUAGUAUGUUUAUGUGUAGUUGCUUUGAAUAUCAAGUGUUGUUGUGUUUGAAUUGAAAUUGAUGAUUUGCAAUACUUCAAAUGUUGAAAAUGAAAGAAGUAUAAUUUUGUCUGA